GGCGCAGGGCAAACCGAGGCGAUAAGUAGCUCCGGAUAUUAAUUGAAAUCCUUUAAAUAAUCAAUUUCAAAUUCCCUAAAAACCUUCCCUCAACCCCUCCCUCCACUUUCUCCCUAUUUCCUCAUCCCAAAGUGCUAAAAAAGUGGUGGAUUUCGUCAUUAAAAUAAGCGACAAGUUUUAAUCGAGUGAUUCAAUCGCUUCGGUGAGGGGGUGGGGGAUUAAAUAAAAUGGCUGUGAUUUGUCGCCUCCUGGAGUCGUUGUCCCCAUGACUAACUCCAAACAAGUGUCAGAAUCCUUUCAUCAAUUAAAUCUGAAACCAAAGAUAAACCAAAUUAUUUUAUGAAGUAAUUAUACUUUUUAUUAUUAAUCACGCAUUUUAAUCGAGGGAAUUAAAAAUAAAGGGGUUCCCUCCGAGUAAUCAAAGGAGCUGCGAACACAAUGAGAGUGAUGUCCUGCGCGUAGAUUGCCUCUUAGAAAUUAUACAUGAAAGUAGAAUAGGGGCGAGAGAAAUUUGGAAUAGAGGCGAAAAUGAGGUCCUACGAUGGAGAGAGCAGUUCGGGGGAUGAGGACGACAGAAGAGAGGGGGUUCCAGAGGUCCAUAUGAACCAGGGGCCCUGGCAGAGGUCGUCGCACCCUACGUGGGCCUGGGAACAUCGAGGACCUCAAUUGCCGGGUCAAUCUAACGCGUCCCUGGAGUCAAUGGCCUAUUCAACGCCUCCGGCGUCUCAUCCAGGGAUUCCCGUGGCCCCUGGAGGCUACACGGGAACUGAGCAUCCGCAGAAUCAUGGCAGAAGGACUCCCCUGGGUGCUGUUGGUCUAGGAGGCUUUUACUUUCAACAGCAACCACAGCCUCACGCCUCCUCCAGUGCUCUAUCCUCUGAUGAGAAUCGUCCGGAUCAAGAAAGACCUGCAGGAUCGAGAUUGAACUGUCCAUCGAAAUCUAAGAGCACGCGUCAAGGAAAAAGCGUCAGAUUGAACAUAAACGCGCGGGAACGGCGAAGAAUGCACGACUUGAAUGAUGCUCUUGAUGAACUGCGCUCUGUCAUUCCUUAUGCUCAUAGUCCUUCAGUAAGAAAACUGUCGAAGAUUGCUACAUUGCUGCUGGCGAAGAAUUAUAUUCUCAUGCAGGGAAAUGCUCUGGAUGAACUGAGGAGAGUCAUAACCGUUCUCCAAUCGCCGCAUGCACACGGUGCAGUGUUGCCACCGACCCCAGUCUCCUAUGACCUGCUCCAAGGUUUCCCUGGAAAGCUCUUCCAAGGUGUCCCCGAGCUCCAGGGUCUCCAGAGCCUCUCUGCGAUGAAUACAACUGUCACUGCUAGUGGACCCUCCACUGACAUCACAGUAACUGGAGACCUCAGCGUCUCCGGUACUGAGUCCACCUGAACCUCGUGGAAAACAUCACGAAAAUCAUCGAGGGAUUUUUUUGAUGAGAAAACGAAGAAAGUUAAUCACAAGAAAAGUGAAAGUAUCAAGUUUAAGUUCUAGGAGGCUAUAACCGUCAGCUAAGAGUUUUACCAAAGAAAAUUUGCAGAAAAUUGGUACUGAAUAGAACUUUGAAAAUUCCAUGCAGAUUAUUUUGCAAAUCUCUUUGAAACUGGUAGAGCUGCGAGUUCUAAUGCAUAAUUCUUUUUUUGAACAAUCAACUAUGAUCACAUUGCAACUAUUUAUUCAC
This is a messenger RNA of Diachasma alloeum, 1672 nucleotides long. RefSeq names its product class E basic helix-loop-helix protein 23 (gene Oli). The record is from RefSeq and is a predicted model, not a curated record. Gene Ontology annotation, molecular function: protein dimerization activity. Lineage: Eukaryota; Metazoa; Arthropoda; Insecta; Hymenoptera; Braconidae. The transcript has 5 exons. Bases 529 to 1383 code for a protein of 284 amino acids.